AUGUCUAGUCAUCUAAGAAAUCCCUACUUUUACACUCACUCCUCAUAUCGAUUCGUGACUUGCCAGCUCCGAGGAUACACUUUUAUGGCGGGCAAGGGCAAGCAACCGGCGAAGAAGCGCAAGGGGCGUACAGAGCGCAGAUAUAAGAACAAGGGAUAUGAGAACAAGAAAAAGGUGCGAGAAGGACUAGGACUGCCGGCCCAGUCCGCGUAUGAUCAAUGGAGACAGAAUGAGGCCAUGGCAAAACGAUGGUGGGACACGUUCGAACGAGACUUCCUGCAGACAGACCUUUUUGAAGCCGGCUCCAAGGGCGCCGAGUUCGCACACGUUUACAAGCAGAUCACAGUGGGUGAGCGUCUCGGUGCGGGCAUGUUCUCCCAGCUAGACGCGGGAAAAAAGUUCACCACCUCGCUCCAAUGGCACGCAUGGUUGUUGUAUAACCUGGCGCAUCAGAACAUUACUUAUCGAGACGGUUGCUUCUAUCAGAACGGCUCUAGCAAAAUCGCGAACUACAGAGCAAUGUGGGAUCAGAUUAAGGGAGAGUUAAGGGACAGAGGCCGGACAGCAAGGUCGAACACGCAACACAAGUCACCCAAUGCCAAGAGUGAUGUAGCCAUCCAAGAGCACGUCGAUACGAGCUCGAGCUCGGACGAAGAGGAAGAGCUGGACCCGAACACUGGUGAAGUUGUGGUACUAUGGCUCAACCAGCCAGAAGAAUCUGAGACAGCAGGCAUUACUGAUAGGAUUCGCGUCCAUGGAUUCUGUGGCUACAGUUUGAUGUCUUUCAGAUCUGAAGUUAUCCAACGAUUCAACUUGCUAGCACUGGGACACACGAUUACGUCGUUCUUCACGCGCGAGAAUGAAACCUUCAUCGACAUGAAACGAAAGGCCUCUCGGCAACCAAACGAAAGACUCUUGUACUUGAUGGAGACAGCCAAAUUGACGAGGCUGUACAGCUGCAGCCAUCAUGACAGCGCCUGA
Molecule: messenger RNA, 981 nt
Organism: Alternaria postmessia
Lineage: Eukaryota; Fungi; Ascomycota; Dothideomycetes; Pleosporales; Pleosporaceae
Exons: 2
Coding region: 1-981 (326 amino acids)
Source: RefSeq, a predicted model, not a curated record